This is a messenger RNA of Helicoverpa zea (corn earworm), 991 nucleotides long. RefSeq lists its product as uncharacterized. The transcript has 12 exons. Bases 99 to 821 code for a protein of 240 amino acids. NCBI's taxonomy places the organism in Eukaryota, Metazoa, Arthropoda, Insecta, Lepidoptera, Noctuidae. The record is from RefSeq and is a predicted model, not a curated record.
ACAAAAAAUCUAAUAAGGAUGAGUCUGUUAAAUGGGAGCUGAUUGCAGUACCUGUCAUAGUUGUGGUAUUACUUGCACAAACUGUGUACAUUAUAUGUAUGAAAUACAGAGGCCAGCUGAUGAAAUUCAAGAGGAAAGGAAAUGGAGCUAAGAACGAACACAGCCAAGCCAGUAUAGCCGAUCGACCGCCACAGCCGCUUCCUCCCGGUGCAGUUGUAAAACAAGAAUCUACUCCCGUGAGAUCGCCAGAAUCCGUACGACGUCACUACUCAGAAGCAACUGAGGUGCAACCGGUUAAACCGACAAAUAUAAUACGCCCUUCUCUAAAAGCUCAAGUACCGACAGCCAUUCCAGCCCAGGUUCAGAAUUCUUAUACCCACAACAUGUGUCCCGUUCCGGUCGAAAAUAGACAAGGUUACAGAAACCAGGGAUUUGAUACCACUGAAGAAAUACAUCCACAUGACUUUGUGCGAAGACAUUUGGAAGCCAGACCAUCAGCUCCAAAGAUGAUUAACCGUCAUUCAAGAUCAUUCAGAGAACUACCCUCAGCACCAAUGCAUUUGUCUCCGAAUUCAAGUCAUCUAGUUUCGAAAUCUUUCAAAGAACCGAAACCGGCACCUCGUUUGUCACCUAACAUGUCACCUAAAGUAUUACAGCUUGCACCUAGACAAGAUCCUGUCCAGCCUUCAAAACUAAAGAAAAAGUUACCAAUAUAUCCACCACCACCUUUACCAGAACGAAGAAUAUCAUCCGAUGAUGAAUGGCAGUACGAAGAAUUACAGCCAACGGCAAAAUAUAUAAACGGUGAUGGAUUUUUAUAAUAAUUUGUUAAUAAAUUAGGUACCUAAUAUUUCAAUAUUAGUUAGUUAAAAGUCGAUGGUGCUUUCAGUUCGUAGAUAGGUGACCAACUUACCUUCCGAAAUACGGAGGAACUCGUUAACAUCAUAACUUCUCCAUCAUAAAGUUAAGCAACGCUUGCUGCGGUCGGUCC